UCGGCCACGCAAACUGUGUGCAGAUUCUCCAGGCUUCUUCGCGACGUUAGCCAGAGAAGAAACUUCAGUUCUGCUCAGGAGGAGGGGUUUUAACUUUUUUUAACUCCAGCAGGACGAAGCGAGUGCCGAGCAGUAGCGGGACUGUCAAAAAAAAAAAAAAAAAAAAAAAAAAAAAGGGAGGAGGACUGUGACCUGCGACUGUUCAGGAGGGCGGGAUCGAACCAUCAAAGCCAUCAUGGACACAAGGGUGUCUUUGCUGAGGGGCAAAGGGAGAGGGGAGGGACAGGAUGGGAGAGACUCUGAGGAGGGUAACGUUGGGAGAGGAAGGGGUGAGGAGUGGUUGUUGCCCGCUCGGCGUGUGUUUUGCGUGGGCGCCUUGGGUUUUGCGACGCUGGCGGCCAUUUUGGCAAUGGGUGUGUACUGGAAGGGCUACGCCGCGGGAGUUCGAGUCCAACAGCAGUCAGCUGAAAUGCGCGCAAGACUUAGCGAUGAUGAUCGGACAAGCUCUGCUGUUGUCGAAAACGGAGACCUGCUGGGCAAGGGAGAUGCAAAGCCUGUGGGGCACUUUCCGUGGCCCCACCCUCGCCGCAAACCUACAGUCCUGUUGAUCUCUGCUGACGGCUUUCGAUGGGACUAUGUCAAGAAGGUGCCCACUCCGAACAUCCACCGGCUGAUCAACGAGGGCACGUCGGCCGACGGAGGGAUCAUUCCCGUCUUCCCGAGCGUCACAUUCCCCAAUCAUUACUCCAUCGUGACCGGGCUUUACCCCCAGCAUCACGGCAUCAUUAAUCAGAAGUUCGUGGACCCGGACACCGGGAAAAAGUUUAGGCCCGGGGUUGUCGAUCCAAGCUUUUGGGUCGGCGAGCCUAUCUGGGAGACGGCCACCCGUCAGGGCAUCCGAGCGGCCACCUACUACUGGCCGGGAGCUGACGUCACCAGAAAACACUGGCAGUGCGGGAACGCCUACUGCCAUUUCUUCAACUACUCGACGCCCUUGGAAGAACGAGUGGACACCACUCUUGCGUACUUCGACAUGCCGGAGUCGGAGCGCCCACAGCUCAUCAACCUCUACUUGGGCGAGCCGGACGCGGCAGGUCAUCAGUGGGGAUCGGAUGCGCCGCAGGUGAAUGAGAAGAUCGCACUCGUUGACCAAAUGAUCGGACGGUUGCUGGCCGGGCUGGAGCAGCGUCGAGUUCUCGACGACACUCACGUCAUCAUGCUCGCCGACCAUGGGAUGCUCACCGUCUGCGGCAAGAAGAGCGUGUACCUGGCCGACUUGUCGCCGCGCUUCAAGGACCCCGAGACCCAGUCGUGGAUGGACACGAUGACUCCGCUUCUGGCCCUCCGCCCGCCGCCGGAGGUUGACGUCAACGCCCUGUUGGAGGAGAUGAAGAGCAAUCUCCCCACGGCGGAAAACGGCGAGCUGCUGCAACUCUUUCUGAGAGAGAACACACCCCCUCGACUGCACUACAGCAACAACAGCAGGAUCGCCCCGCUGCUAGGACUCAUUGCGGAAGGCUUUGGCAUUCGAAUUGAACGCGGGGACGAACACGUCUAUCUAGGGCAGCAUGGCUUCGACAACAAUGUGUCCGCAAUGAGAGCCUUCUUCGCUGCCAGGGGUCCACGAUUCGCCCCGGGCAGACGGGUGCCCUCCUUCAGGAACCUCGAGGUUUACAACAUCGUCUGCAACAUUUUGGGAAUGAGGCCCAACCCUAACAACGGAUCGUGGGCAUUCGCUAACAAUUUCUUGCUCUGGCCCCAUUCGCAAGAUUCUGAAGCAUCAUUGGUUCCUGAGAAUUCUUAGGUUAUCUAACUCAAAUGAGUCAAAUCCAAAUUCAAAUCACUAAACAACCACACACUGGCUUGUGUCUCGUAGCUGUCUGAGAGAGAGAAGGAAGAAGGAGGAGGAGGAGGAGGAGGAAGAGGAGGAGGAGGAGGAGUUGAGUAACUUGGGUUCUUUGAUAUGGAGAGGUGUCCUGAAAGAGUGUGAUGGUACAUUUGAACUAGUAAGAGAUCUGAGAUCAACCCCUGUCUGAAGAGAUGCUUCAUCUCCCUGCUCUUCCUGUUUCGUGUUCCGUCGUCCUGCAGUCGCUGAGCAGACUACCUCCAUCCCCCGAACAGAUCGUACACUGUCAGUCAUUAUCCGUGUAUCUAGACUGACAAUUUACACAAAUACGGCUAUAAUGACCAGGUGCUUUAUCACGGUGAUGACGGUUAUAGCAUUUGAUACC
Chara braunii is the source of this 2231-nucleotide messenger RNA. The record is from the annotation of a GenBank genome assembly. NCBI's taxonomy places the organism in Eukaryota, Viridiplantae, Streptophyta, Charophyceae, Charales, Characeae.